AACGCAACUUUUGUAGUGACGCAAACAUUUUUCCCAUUCACUGUCUGGGAGUUUUAUGGCAGUGACUGUGAAGCUAUACACUACUUUUCUAGUUCUUGUCACUCACCAGCUGGUGGACACUGUAAGAUGAGGAACAUGACUUUCCGGAGGUUGAAGAAGCAUAAUUCCAAUAGAACGGCUCCCCCGGACAGCGCCGAGAUGCAUUUUCCCCCUUCCAGAACAGACAAUUGCAAAACCUUGGUCUCCCUCAAGAAUUCAUCGGAUGUUUACAAUUACAAGACUCUGGCGUAUUCUGGGGAAACGUUGCCCCGACACCACAGAAAAGGUGGGUCGCAGACAUGGAAGUCACCUGAGCAACAGAGGAAAGUCAUUGUCCUGGAGAAGAAGGAUGGGGAGACAUUCGGCUUUGAGAUCCAGACCUAUGGGCUCCACCAGGAGACCCAGGCAUCCGUGGAGAUGUGUACGUUCGUCUGCGAGGUCCGUGCGGACAGUCCGGCCCACCGAGCAGGCCUUCGAGAUGGUGACACCAUCUCAAGUGUCAAUGAGACCAGCGUUGAAGGGUUUCAACACACGGAAAUUGUUCAGCUGAUACGGUCCUCAGGAAACACCAUCAAGCUGGAGACAGUGUACAGUGACUCCAUACGCAGAGCAGAACUGGAGGCCAAGCUACAGUACCUAAAGCAAACCCUGCAUGAAAAGUGGGAUGAAUAUGAGAUUCUGAUGAGGAGAGAAGAGAGACUAGUGCACGGUAUGCGGGUAAAUGAAGCGGCACUGUACAAGUCCCUGGAGUCCGCCAAGGCUUUAGUGUAUGGCAGCCUGCAUGAACUGAGCCCUGCCCCCAGCCCCACCCCCAGCCACCCUGCCCACUGUACCAUGAGUGCCAGUGGCCAGCCAAACGUGCCUGUCAAGGAUGGCCCACUUGCCCACACCCUCUCUCACCAGGGCGACCACACCAACAAUUCCUCCAAUGGCUCCACAGAGAGGCAGCGGCAGAGGGUCAUCCGCACAGCCAGCGACCUCCUCACCACUGCCAAGACACACCUAACCCGCAGCGCCAGUACUCGCAGCUACCUGAAGGGGGCGACAAGGGACAGCAUUUGGGAGAAGCCGGAAGGCAGCGGCCAGGAUAGCUACAGAUCCCUACCCCAUAAGGCCAAGCAGAACAGUAUCUGCAGGCACCUGCUCAAGUUCCUGCCAGGACUACAACGCCCCCUAGAGGAGGAGGAAAGCAAGCCAUAACAAGGUUCAGGAUUUGCGGGCUUUAAACCAGAUGGCUUGCAAGUAGCUUUUUGCAGUGUGUAUGCCAUUACUUUUUCUUUUCACUUAUUUAAGUUAUUUAAAGUUAUUUAUUUUGACUUUUGUAUAUG
Megalops cyprinoides (Indo-Pacific tarpon) is the source of this 1367-nucleotide messenger RNA. Its product is annotated as general receptor for phosphoinositides 1-associated scaffold protein-like. Bases 127 to 1239 code for a protein of 370 amino acids. The record is from RefSeq and is a predicted model, not a curated record. The transcript has 8 exons. Gene Ontology annotation, molecular function: protein binding. Lineage: Eukaryota; Metazoa; Chordata; Actinopteri; Elopiformes; Megalopidae.